AUGAAUGACAAAUCAUUUGAUCGCGUGGUACAAUUACGUCUCACUGGUUGUAGAAACUGCACAUCCUUGGGAAUGCUUGGUCAACUAUCACGUCUGAGGAAGCUUUACAUUUCACAAAUGAGGUCAGUCACCAUCAUCAGUUCAGACUUUUACACUAGUAACCCUGAAUCUACUCAUCAGGACCAACAGCCAUUUAAGGCACUUCUGACUUUGAGUUUUGAGGAUAUGCCAAACUGGAAAGUUUGGGAGAAUGUAAAGGUGCAUGGUGGAUCUCUAUUCCCUAAGCUGGAGCUACUUUAUGUUGUAAACUGUCCCCAACUAGCCACUUGGCCACCCUAA
Molecule: messenger RNA, 339 nt
Organism: Microthlaspi erraticum
Lineage: Eukaryota; Viridiplantae; Streptophyta; Magnoliopsida; Brassicales; Brassicaceae
Source: the annotation of a GenBank genome assembly